Penicillium subrubescens is the source of this 948-nucleotide messenger RNA. Its product is annotated as alpha/beta hydrolase. Gene Ontology annotation, molecular function: hydrolase activity. The transcript has a single exon. NCBI's taxonomy places the organism in Eukaryota, Fungi, Ascomycota, Eurotiomycetes, Eurotiales, Aspergillaceae. The record is from RefSeq and is a predicted model, not a curated record. The coding region runs from base 1 to 948 and encodes 315 amino acids.
AUGGGGUUGACCUAUAUUUAUCACAAAUCAAUUGCAAUUUUCCUCCGAGGUCUCGUUCGCCCUAGACUAGAUCUCCAUCCAAAUCCAGAUGAAACAAUCUUCAUCCCGUCACGGGACACGGGUCGAACUAUCAAGGCCCACGUCUACAGACCACCUCCAGAGAAACAGAAGCAUCCCAGUCCUGUCUUGAUUAACUUUUGUGGGAGCGGCUUCGUGCUUCGCACCUUUGGAUCUGACGAUGAAUUUUGCCGUUUCAUCGCGGACAACACCGACUAUACUGUGAUCGAUGUUCAAUAUCGUCUGGCACCCGAGAAUCCAUUCCCAGCGGCUUUCAAUGACGCUGAGGACGCUGUGACAUGGGUGCGAUCAGUGCCCGAACAAUUCGACAUAUCUUGCGUCUCACUGUCAGGAUUCAGCGCAGGUGCCAAUAUUGCCCUCGCAGUGUCAUGUUCAUCCUCACUCUUCAACUCGAAAGACGAUCCAGACGUCUUUCGCACGGUCAUGUCGUUUUAUGGUCCAGUUGACAUGGCUCUUCCAACACCACAAAAGCCUCUUAUAGAUCAAUCUAACUUCAUCAUGCGAAAAAUAUUUCCGCCUUUCUCCCAUUUGUGUCACAAAUGUCUCAAUUUUACAGGGGUAGACCCAAGGGAUCGUCGACUGUCACCAUUGUUCGCCGAGCCGAGCAGUUUCCCCGAUAAUGUCCUGAUUAUCACUGCUGCCCAGUGCGCCUUUGCUAUUGAAGCCGAGAAGCUGGCAGAGAAUAUCCGCAAUGUUGACGGCAAAUAUGUGAUCUGCGAGAGGAUGUAUGGUUGCGCUCAUGGAUGGGACAAGGAAGCUGUUCAAGGCACGCCACAGUUCGAGGCAAAAGACAAGGCAUAUGAAAUGGCAGCAAGUAUGCUACGGAAACGAGAAGGAGGAGUGGAAAAGCUUCAGGCGACUGUGGUGUGA